Molecule: messenger RNA, 936 nt
Organism: Daucus carota subsp. sativus
Lineage: Eukaryota; Viridiplantae; Streptophyta; Magnoliopsida; Apiales; Apiaceae
Exons: 2
Coding region: 1-936 (311 amino acids)
Source: RefSeq, a predicted model, not a curated record
AUGCAAGGAAAGUUUAAUGGUUUGAAGAGUUUGAUUUUGAAAGACAAUCCUUGUGCAUUUUAUGUGCAUUGCUUUGCUCACCAGUUACAGCUAGCACUUGUUGGUACAGUGAGAAUACAUCAGAAGAUAUCAAUGUUUUUUUCACAACUUAAUACCAUUACAAGUGUUGUUGCCGGAUCAUGUAAACGCCAAGACUUGCUUCGUGAUAAACAAACUACUGAAGUGAUUGAAGGUAUUUGUAGUGGUCAGAUUUCCACCGGAAAGGGACUGAAUCAAGAAUCAACUUUAAAGCGUGCUGGGGUUACACGAUGGGGUUCGUAUUAUACUACAUUAUUGAGCUUGAUCAGAUUAUUCAAUCCAGCUAUAAGUGUAUUGGAGCAUAUUGUUGAGCACACGGAUGAUCAUGAUCUUCGAGGUAACGCUGAACUAAUGUUGUCAACCAUGAAUAAAUUUGACUUCAUUUUUCUCUUGCAUCUUAUGAAAAAUAUAAUGGGAAUUAGUGAUGGAUUGUCACGUGCUUUACAAAAAAAGGAUCAAGACAUUGUUAAUGCGAUGAAUCUUGUUAAUGUCACAAAAAACAUGUUAAGAUCUAUGAGAACAGAUGGAUGUGAAUCUUUUUACAAGAGACGAGUUUUACGCAAGUCCGAGGUGUUAACAAAUCUACACCACUACCGCAAUGACAUGUUCAUAGAUAUUUUGGAAAGACAAGUUCAAGAAUUACUUUUCGGUAUGUCAUGUCUUGAUCCUCAAAACUCAUUUUCUGCAUUUGACAAGGAGAGAUUGGUAAAUUUUGCAAAAUUGUAUCCGUUUGAAUUUUCACCGGUUCAUAUUAUGGAACUUGAAUGGGCACUUCCUACCUACUUUCAAGAUGUCACGCAUGAUGAAAGAUUUGUGGAUCUUGAUGGAAUUGCGGAACUUGGUUGGAAAAAUGGUUGA